Laccaria bicolor S238N-H82 is the source of this 630-nucleotide messenger RNA. RefSeq lists its product as uncharacterized. Gene Ontology annotation, cellular component: membrane; Golgi apparatus. Gene Ontology annotation, biological process: protein N-linked glycosylation; nucleoside diphosphate catabolic process. The record is from RefSeq and is a predicted model, not a curated record. Lineage: Eukaryota; Fungi; Basidiomycota; Agaricomycetes; Agaricales; Hydnangiaceae. The coding region runs from base 1 to 561 and encodes 186 amino acids. Gene Ontology annotation, molecular function: GDP phosphatase activity; UDP phosphatase activity. The transcript has 2 exons.
AUGUUCCAACACUCGUAUUUGGGGUAUGGUUUGAUGCGUACAAGGAGACACGUUCAUAGAUUGGUUAAUUUCAUGUCGACGCUGCAGGGCACGAAAGCGAAAGCGGUGGUGGGGAAUCCGUGUCUUGCGAAGGGGACACGGAGGGUCGUGACUGUCAAGGUCGAAGUGACGGGUGUGGAGAGGAAGGUGACGAUGGAUGGGGAGGACAUUGGUUUUUUUGAGGUGUGUGAUCGGGUGGUGCAGCUCGUAUUGGCAAAGGAUGCAAUAUGCGAACUCAAACCAUGCUCCUUCAACGGCGUCUACCAACCCUCCCUCCUCUCCUCCUUCCCAAACGGUAAAGUCCUCCUCCUCUCCUACUUCUACGACCGCCUCUCCCCCCUCCUCCCCUCCGCCUCUUCUUCCUCCCUGCCCAUAACCAUAUCCACCAUUGCCAGCACCGCGCGCCAAGUGUGCAAAGGCCGCGACGAGUGGCUGCAGAACCACUGGGCCGCCGAUUCCGAACUCAUGGCUGAACUUGCGGACAGACCAGAGUGGUGUCAUGAUUUAUGCAUGCGUUGUUGAGGCUUGGGUAUGAGUUUGAGGAUGGGAGAGAGGUGAUUGGGAAGAAGAUUGGGGGGAUGGAGUUGGGGU